GUGUUAUCCUGAACCGCACCCCGAGUGGAUAUCGAGAAGUGCCGUGUGAACUCUUGGUCGACUUGUCGAGAACGCAGCGAGUCGGUUGAAGGCGGUUCUCUUGGGAAGUCGCGGCCGAGCCGGUGGUAAGGGCGGAUCAUCCUCUCUUACUGCUGCCCGCAGUCUGACGAGCUCGACGGCUCUGAUGGUGAUGGGUGACGUGAAAAUGGCCUCCGAACUGCUUGCCGAGGCGCCUCUGGCCUCUGCCGAGGAAGACUUCAGUGACUUCAAUUGCAACAAGCUCAUCGACGACAGCCAACGUGACGGCAACAGCGUGACAAGGAACGACAACGCUAAACAAACCGCCGGUGCCGGCAUCUGCGGCGGCGGCAACAACGAGGCUUUACUUGGCUUCGAAGACUCGAGUCUGGGCGCGUUCAGCGCCUCCCUCGAAGAUCUCGUGAGUUCGUUUGACGAGAAAAUCACAAAGUGCCUAAGGGACUAUGAUCAAACGACAGAUCAAAUCGCACCGGUUCAAGUUCGAAGCCAGGAGGAGAUUAUGAAAACCGAUCAGGUAUGGUGGACACUGACCGGAAACUAUGGGAACAUCAUGCCCAUCGAUUGGUCCAAGAGUUACGCUCGCAAAAUGCAGCUGGAUGCCCUUAAUAUUAAUGAACACUACAACGACUGCCACACUCUGCGACACAGUGUGGACUCAUCCGACGAAGAGGACUUGGAUCGAGAUCUGGACCUCCACUCCUUGAUUCUUUCCAGUCUACAGUCGGAACCACCAAACGUGCAAUCUGCUGAUGAGGUUAUUCAACAAAUUGAGGAUAUUAUGGCGGAGAGCUGUUCGUCGGACGACGGGAUUGCUUCCGGAGAAACGACUCCAGUAAACACUCCCGAUCGCGGCGAGGUCCCCGUCGACAAAGAUGAUUCACUACGGGCACAAAUCGCCGGUCUGAUUCGAUCCGACCACAUCAAGUCUCUCAGCGUAGCCGAACUGGUCGAAGUUCACAGCGCUCUCGAAAGAGAAAUCCAAACCCUAUCCGAGACCUUGGUGGCGGAGCUGGCGCAGAGGGACGAGCUUGACUUCGAAAAAGAAACGAAGAACACGUUCAUCUCGCUGCUGCUGACCGUCCAAAACAAGAGACGGCAGUUCACCAUCGACCGCAAAAGAGGACGAGGUCACACCAUCGUCAACGGAGAACCAAAAUAUCUCACCACGGUGAUCCCGUACAAUCCAGCCGUAGGCGCCAAGGUCUCGGUGUCGGAACUGCAGAUUUUGAUAAAAAUUCUGCACGCGAUCAACGACGAUUCCCCCACAGUGCCCACGCUUCUCACAGACUAUAUUCUCAAAGGUACGAUGGUACUCUAAGGAAAGCGACGCCGAGAAAAAAUCGAGCGACAAACUCAUCAACUAAG
Galendromus occidentalis (western predatory mite) is the source of this 1404-nucleotide messenger RNA. RefSeq names its product fasciculation and elongation protein Unc-76 (gene Unc-76). NCBI's taxonomy places the organism in Eukaryota, Metazoa, Arthropoda, Arachnida, Mesostigmata, Phytoseiidae. The transcript is spliced from 8 exons. The record is from RefSeq and is a predicted model, not a curated record. Gene Ontology annotation, cellular component: axon; cytoplasm. Bases 185 to 1357 code for a protein of 390 amino acids.